UAAAGUAAAUGUUUUCAUAGGUUAAAGCGCGUGGAGACACAACAAACGUCAGUAAACGUUAAUAAAAUCAUUGUUAUAUAACAACAAUUCUACUUGUACACCCCUGUGCAUGAUUUCAGGAUGUUUAAUGGUCUUACCUUUUGCUCGUAGCCGUAGUUUUAAUUUCAAGUAAGAUUCGCUGGUUAGUUUUUUUUCAAGCGUUUGAUUUCAACUAAGUUUUGAAAGUCUUGCAGUGUUUUGAUGUCCCCAGAGUCACAAUGGCCAGUCUUGAACAGUGGGUUAGUGAUCAGCUUCAUGACAUCCUGGGUUUGAGUGACAGAUAUGUGGCCCAGUACAUGAUCGGUCUGGUGCAGAAGUCCUCUGGACCUCAGGACUUUGUGACUCGUCUUCAGCAAACUGGAACCAUUGACAUUGAUCAAAGAAUCACAGCGUUCGCACAUGAGUUAUACAACAAGGCCCCCAAAAAACAUGUGGUAGAGAAACCCGCCCGAGCGGUGGAACGACAUGUGAUGGAAAUGGAGAGAAAGAACAGAACUUACACUCUUCUGGAAGACAGUGAGAGUGAUGAAGAGACUGUCAGAGAAAGCGGAAAAGAGACGAAAAGCAAAGACAGAGACAAAGGAAAAAAGAGGAAACAUCUCAGACAGAAACAAGAGGACAGUCCAUCGUCCGACGAGGAGGACAGAAAGACGAGCUCUAAAGCUGUGGAUGAGCCAAAGAAAGCUGCUAAAGACGAGGAGGAAGAAGAAGAAUGGGAAAGAGAGGAGAGAGAGAGACUCCAAGACCUGGAGGAGAGGGACGCCUUUGCGGAGCGUGUCAAGCAGAAGGACAAAGACAAGACCAGACACAUACUUGAGAGAAAUGACAAAAAGGCAUAUGAGGAAGCACAAAAGAAGCUAAAGAUGGCUGAAGAGGAUCAAAAGAAGAUGCUCCCUGAAUUAAGGAAACAGUCGCGUCGGCAGUAUCUGUCCAAAAGAGAGCAGGAGAAGCUGGAAGACCUGCAGGCGGAGAUUGCAGAUGAGGAAUAUCUCUUCUCCACAGACAACCUUACAGACCGGGAAAGGAUAGAUUUGGAAUAUAAAAGGAAGGUGCGAGACCUGGCACAAGACUACAAGAAAGCAGGGGCCAAAGAAAAAGAGGAGAGAAAAAACAGAUACUACAUGCCUGAGGAGAAAAGAAACAAGUCCAUUCCUCAAAGAGACAUGGAGCUGGAGUUUGAGGAGAUGCCUAGGGAGGGAGGGGGGGAACAGGGCCGGUGGGAGGAGGCAAGAGUUGCCACUGCCACCCUGCAGUUCGGGGCCAGAGAAGAGAGGGAACGCCGAAUAAAGGAGGAGAAGGAGAAGUACCAACUUAUUCUAGAGGAAGAGGAGAUGAUCAACUUUGUCACCACGGCCAUGACCAUGAAGGGAACACUAUCAGAGAAGGAAAGUGAACCAGAGUUAUCACAGGCUGAGAAACAGAAACAGUCCAUCCAGGAGGUCAGGCGCAGCCUGCCCAUCUUUCCAUACAGAGAAGACCUUCUAGCUGCCAUCAGGAACCACCAGAUCUUGGUGAUAGAGGGUGAGACCGGAUCCGGCAAGACCACCCAGAUACCUCAGUAUCUUCUGGAAGAUGGUUACACUGAAGGGGGAAUGAAGAUCGGCUGCACUCAGCCUCGACGAGUGGCGGCCAUGUCCGUAGCAGCCAGAGUCGCACAGGAAAUGAGUGUCAAACUGGGAAACGAGGUGGGCUACAGCAUCCGUUUUGAGGACUGUACGUCAGAACGCACCAUCCUGAAAUACAUGACGGACGGCAUGUUGCUCAGAGAGUUUCUUACGGAGCCUGAUCUCGCCAGUUACAGCGUGGUCAUCAUCGAUGAAGCUCACGAGCGAACGUUACACACAGACAUUCUCUUCGGCUUGAUCAAAGAUAUCGCCCGCUUCCGUCCCGACCUAAAGGUCCUGGUGGCCAGCGCAACCCUGGACACAGAGCGUUUCUCCCGCUUCUUUGAUGAUGCGCCUGUUUUUAGGAUUCCAGGACGCAGGUUCCCCGUGGACAUCUUCUACACAAAGGCUCCAGAAGCAGAUUACCUGGAAGCGUGUGUCGUUUCUGUCCUGCAGAUCCAUGUCACCCAGCCAGCUGGAGACGUGCUGGUCUUCCUCACAGGGCAGGAAGAGAUUGAGGCAUGCUGUGAGCUGUUACAGGAGAGAUGUAGGAGGUUGGGGUCGAAGAUAUCUGAGCUCCUUAUUCUGCCCAUCUAUGCCAACCUGCCCUCUGACAUGCAGGCCAAAAUCUUCAAUCCCACCCCGCCCGGGGCACGCAAAGUUGUGGUGGCCACAAAUAUCGCAGAGACUUCUCUUACCAUCGAUGGAAUUAUCUAUGUGAUUGAUCCAGGCUUCUGCAAACAGAAGAGUUACAAUGCUCGGACAGGGAUGGAGUCCCUCAUUGUCACCCCCUGUUCAAGGGCCUCGGCCAAUCAGAGAGCGGGCCGUGCAGGAAGAGUGGCUGCAGGGAAGUGUUUUCGCCUGUACACGGCGUGGGCCUUUAAACACGAGAUGGAGGAGACCACAGUCCCAGAGAUCCAGAGAACAAACCUGGGCAAUGUGGUUCUGUUGCUCAAGAGCCUGGGUAUAAAUGACCUGAUUCACUUUGACUUCAUGGAUCCUCCUCCUCAUGAAACGCUGGUCUUGGCUCUGGAGCAGCUCUACGCUUUGGGGGCCCUCAACCACCUUGGAGAGCUCACUAAACUUGGCCGAAGAAUGGCUGAACUUCCUGUGGACCCCAUGCUGAGUAAAAUGAUUCUGGCCUCAGAACAUUAUAAGUGCUCUGAGGAAGUUCUGACUAUAGCGGCCAUGGUGUCCGUUAACAACUCCAUCUUCUACCGUCCCAAAGACAAAGUGGUUCACGCCGACAACGCCCGGAUGAACUUUGUGGUACCGGGAGGGGAUCACAUGGUGCUGCUCAAUGUAUACACGCAGUGGGUAGAAAGUGGUUAUUCGACUCAGUGGUGCUUCGAGAACUUCAUCCAGUUCCGCUCGAUGAAAAGAGCUCGAGACGUGCGGGAACAGCUGGAGGGAUUGAUGGAAAGGAUUGAGGUGGAACUGUGCAGUGCCAACGGUGACACCAUGCCCAUCCGCAAGGCAGUGACGGCUGGAUAUUUUUACCACACGGCACGGUUGAGCAAAGGGGGUUACAAAACAGUCAAGCACCAGCAGACGGUUUACGUCCAUCCCAACAGCUCCCUGUUUGAGGAGCAGCCGCGCUGGCUCAUCUACCAUGAGCUGGUCUUCACCACCAAAGAGUUCAUGAGACAGGUGAUAGAGAUUGAGAGCGGCUGGCUCCUUGAAGUGGCUCCUCAUUAUUACAAGAACAAAGAGUUGGAGGACAGCAGUAGUAAGAAGAUGCCACGCAAACAAGGCAAAGCCCGUGAAGAACUGGGCUGAC
Messenger RNA from Triplophysa rosa, 3423 nucleotides. RefSeq names its product DEAH (Asp-Glu-Ala-His) box polypeptide 16 (gene dhx16). Gene Ontology annotation, molecular function: ATP binding; RNA binding. The transcript has 21 exons. The record is from RefSeq and is a predicted model, not a curated record. Gene Ontology annotation, cellular component: catalytic step 2 spliceosome; intracellular anatomical structure. Lineage: Eukaryota; Metazoa; Chordata; Actinopteri; Cypriniformes; Nemacheilidae. The coding region runs from base 258 to 3422 and encodes 1054 amino acids.